Daktulosphaira vitifoliae (grape phylloxera) is the source of this 6560-nucleotide messenger RNA. RefSeq lists its product as uncharacterized. The record is from RefSeq and is a predicted model, not a curated record. The coding region runs from base 1310 to 6514 and encodes 1734 amino acids. Lineage: Eukaryota; Metazoa; Arthropoda; Insecta; Hemiptera; Phylloxeridae. Gene Ontology annotation, molecular function: nucleic acid binding. The transcript has a single exon. Gene Ontology annotation, biological process: DNA integration.
AACCCCAUAAAAGAGUUAUCAAUUUAGUAUAUGUUGACCUCUAGUUGGUAAUACUGGAUAUGGUGCAAUACCCACUUGUACUGUUGUUAUCAGCUGCUGUUGCUGUUGUCAGUACAAUUUAACGUUUCUGUGGUUUUUAAAUAUGUGAGUGUUCUCUCUAACCUGCAAGCUCAUGCAUUGUUUAACGUGCUCUACGUACUUCUACACACCGUAGAUGGUUUUUAUGUAAGCUCAUACAGUGCUCUGUUCAUAAUUGUGCUCUCAAACAAAACCACAUUGUUGCUAUGAACAAUGUAGACACUAUUCUACAGUUUUAAUGCACUGCUGUCCUAUGCAGAGGAUUCAAUGAAAUAGAGAAUAUCAGCUCAGAUAACCAAGUCAAUGUACAGCUCAUGUGAUCCAUAAAGAGGCAGCUCAGCUAAACAUCAAGGAGUAUCCAAACACCAGAGAGAGUAUUUGUUAUAUCCCUUAGCUCAUAAGGCGACAAUUGCGUUUUAAAUAUAUAAAUUAAUUAUUUAAAGGUUAUGUACUUUAUUUUAGGUUAAGUAUUAUCGGUCCACAUGAUCCUUAUAAGCUAUUGACGCCAACCGUUAAUUUAGGAGUGUCAUGGCGCAACAUUGGUAGCAGAGCGUGCUUAUAUUUUUUUUACGGAUUCUUUAAUUCUACAAAGUGUAAGGUAAUAUCUUUGUUAUAUUUAUUCUUUCCUUUUAUUGCUCAAUAAAGCUCCUUUUUUUGUUGCUCUACAGUUAGAAAAAAUAUAUUAAUUUUUUUGUGUUAGCUCUUUAAAUUGAAACUUAACCUUAAAAGGUUUGGGGUGUUAAUUUUUUGACUCUUAUUAUAAGGGGAGCAUACUUAUGUUUUUUUAUUAAUUUUAAUUGAACAGUGAAGUAUUAAUUACGGUUAUUAUAGAUUUAUAUGUUAACUUUAUGAUUUAAUUUAGUUAAGUUUAUGGUUUAAAGAAACGUGUUUUGCUUGGUGAGUGCUUUGAGCGUUGCUCGCACAAUUUAUUGUUGGAUCACUCUUUAGCCAUUUUUUCUUUAUUUGGUCAUUAUAAUUUGUUUGAUUUGAUUAAUUAGUUUGGUUUUUAUUGUUUGAAUAUUUUGUUGGUUUUACCUUUAUUGGUUAGUUUUUGUCUUUGUUUUUUUUUUUUUUUCUUUUUUAAUGUGAUUGUUUAAUCACUUUAGAGAUUUAAGUAAUUUUAGUUGGUUCUACUUGUCUAUAUAGUCUUUAUUGGUUUAUAAUCAUCUAGAUUUCUUUUAGCGGUUUAUUAUUUUAUAAAUUUUUAUUUUUUCACAUUUUAUUAUUUAUCAUGGCUGAUGAUAAAAGAGAUUUAAGAGCUAAGCAACGUGCCACAGCUAAAAGAGAAGCUGCUGCUGCUCAUAUUCACUGCAUUUAUAAUUUGGCUGUGGGUGUAAAAGAAGACCUUGAUCAAUACAGACAUUUAAAGGUAGCUAUAGGUGAUCUAGACUAUUGGUGGAAGGCCUUUUCUACUGAAAAUGAUGCAUUGUUGGAUGCUAUGAUAGACUUGGGGGAGAUUGAUGAAUUUUCUCAUAACACAGAAUUGGCUGUGCAUAAAGAAAUUAUUGAAAUUAAAGCUAUUGCCCUUAAAGCUGAUUCAGCAUGUGUUCCUGUGCUUUCUGCAAACUUAUUAGACCAAUCAUCUGUUGAACUUCCUGUGCACCCCCCUGUCUUGGAUGUGCUUUCUACAAUGUCCACUAAUGCUGGUUCUGAAAUAGUUGCAUGCAAUUCUCAAUUGCCCAAUAUGCCUUUACCAAAAUUUGAUGGCGAACUACGCAAUUGGCCAGAUUUUCGUGACCGUUUCAAGUCCUUAGUCGAUAAGCGACCUACACUCUCAAAUGUUGACAAAUUCUAUUAUUUGUUAAGCUGUCUCCAAGGGGAUCCUUCUGAAUUGUUAAAAGGGAUUACUGUAUCAGAUGAAACCUAUGCUAUUGCUUGGUCUACAUUAGUUGAUCAAUAUGAUAAACCUAGGCAACUAGCUGCUAGCAUUAUUGAAAAUAUGUUAAAAGCCUCUAUUGGCACUUCAGAAAAUGUUGCUAGCCUUAGACAGUUUAUUCAUACAUUUGAUGAAGGUAUUGCUACACUAUUGUCCAUGAGGAUACCAGAUCUCGGUUCAUUUCUUCUAUUUUCUAUUGCAGCUCGGUGUUUACCUACUCAUAGUAGACGGUUAUUUGAAGCAGAAAAUAGUCUAGAGUAUCCAGUGGUUCAGGAUAUCAUUAAAUUUGUUAAAAAUCGAAUCAAAAUUUUAGAAAAUGCCGGGAUAGCUCCUUCUAAUUCAGGGGUCUCUAAAAAACCAGUUGGUAAUUUUGCUCAAAAACCGAAUUACCAGUCACAGCAUGAGAAACGUGUUGCUUUCCUUUCAACUGCUAAGGGUCAGCGACUCCCUAUACAAAAACCAGCCAGCUCAGGUAAAUGUUUUUGCUGCUCAGCUUACCAUGUUCUUCAAGAUUGUCCACAAUUUAAUAAGCUGUCUAUUGAUGAACGGUAUGAUAUUGCUUGUAAACAUAGAUUGUGCCUUGUCUGUUUUGCUGAGGGUCAUAUGUCGUAUAAAUGUCCAUCAGCAUGCUCGAUCUGUUCUCGCCGCCAUCAUGCUCUUUUACACAGAGACCAGCCUCGGUCACAACCAGUUGCUGGACCAUCUCAAGCAGCCAUGUUAGGAAGACUUCAAAUACCUUCUAUACUAUUAGGUACUGCCAUAAUUUGUGUUCAGGACAUAGCCGGUAAUAAUCACUUAAUUCGAGCUUUAAUUGAUCCUGGCUCUCAGAUCACCGCUCUAACAUUAAAUUGUUGUAACAAACUCGGCUUUCGGCCAUCUCGUUGGACUAUUCCUGUUACUGGUUUAUCUAGCCAAAAGAUUCCAGAUAUAAGUGGUUCUGUAGAAGUACUUAUUGGACCAAAAGAUAUACAGUCUCCUAAAAUUAAAAUUAAAGCGUGGGUUAUUAGCUCAAUAACUACAAAUAUGCCAUCUCAACAGUUACCAUCUCAAGUUCGGGCUGAAUGUAAACACUUAUCUCUGGCCGACCCAUCAUUUGAUACACCAGCUCCUGUUGAUCUACUUUUAGGUGCAGAUAUAUUCCCACAGAUAUGGAAUAAUGAUAAUAUUCAGUUAGGGCCUGGUCUACCAUCCGCUUACAGCUCGGUAUUCGGAUGGGUCCUAAUUGGUCCUGUUCAGCAAUCAUUAGAAAUUUUCCCUCAAUCAUUAGCCGUUACAUUAUCUACUUCUAUUGAGUCAUUGAUGGAAAGAUUCUGGAAUAUUGAAGAACCAGCAGCAGCUCCUCUUGAUUUCACUGAAGAUGGGCAGUGUGAAACUAUUUUUAAUUCAGAGAUGUACAGAAAUUAUGCAGGUCAAUAUUUUGUUCCUUUACCUUUUCGCUCUGACAGCUCAGAUAGAUUGUUCCCUGGUAUGCAUGAAGUUGCUCUGCGGCGAUUUUAUCAGCUAGAACGCAAGCUCUUGCGCGACCCAAUACUGCACAAUGCUUAUAGAGCAUUCAUGAGAGAAUAUGAAGAGUUAGGUCACAUGUCACGUUCAGAAGAGUCCGGUGAUUAUUUUAUCCCUCAUCAUGCAGUUCAUAAGUUAGUGGGUGACGAGCUAAAAUUAAGAGUGAUUUUUGAUGCAUCUGCAAAAUGUCAGGCUGGAUAUUCACUUAAUGAUAGGUUGUAUGUAGGGCCUAAACUUCAGCAAGAAAUCAUAGAUGUGUUAACUGGGUUUAGGGUUCAUAAGUUUGUUUUUACCACUGACAUUUGCAAAAUGUAUAGGCAAAUAUGGCUUCAUGAUAAAUACCAUGGUUAUCAGCACAUUUUGUGGAGGGAUUAUGCCCAUGAACAGGUAAAAGAAUAUACACUUCACACUGUUACCUAUGGUGUAAAUUGUGCUCCAUAUUUAGCUCUAAGAGUAUUACAACAUAUUGCUGACAAUGAGUGUGAUGAUUUUCCUGCAGUUCAACAAACUUUGCGUUAUCAAACAUAUAUGGAUGAUAUCUGUGCUGGUGCAGAAUCAAUUGUAGCUGCUAAAAUUUUAAGAAAUAAUUUAAUAGAAGUGUUGGCAAGAGUGGGUCUCUCACUUAGGAAGUGGUCAAGUAAUUGUGUGGACCUCUUGGAUGACUUAUUAGAUGAAGAUUGUGCAUGCAAUCCUCUGGCUUUUGAUCGUGGCGAUGGAAUUCAUGUUUUAGGCAUGGAAUGGAUACCUGAUACCGAUUGCUUUACUUAUGAUAUAAGUGCUAUAAAGUGUGUUCCCACAAAGCGAGGAGUACUUUCGGUAAUUGCUAGGAUUUUUGAUCCUUUAGGGUUUUUGGCUCCUAUGUUAUUUUAUGCCAAAUGUUUAUUGCAGCAACUGUGGAAGGCAAAGUUAACUUGGGAUGAUCCGUUGACGACAGAUAUAGCUGAAGAGUGGUAUAAGUUUGUCAGUUCUCUUGGCUGUAUAACAUCAAUCCGAGUCCCUAGGUACAUUGGAGCUGCACUGGGAAAUUCUUAUGUAAUUUGUGGAUUUUGUGAUGCUUCUGAAAAGGGCUAUGCUGCUGUAGCUUAUCUUAGAGUAAUGGAUUCUGCUCAGAAUGUAUAUUUAUACCUGCUCGGGUCUAAAACAAAACUGGCUCCAAUGAAAUCUUCUACAAUCCCUAGACUAGAGUUAUGUGGUGCUGUUAUAUUAGCAAUAUGGUUAGCGCGUCUUAAGAAAAUUUUAGAAACCCAUUUAGGUUCUCUUAAUGUCUAUGCUUGGUCUGACUCAACAAUUGUUUUAUCUUGGUUGCUCAAUCCACAUGUUUCUUUAAAACCAUUUGUUUCAAAUCGUGUCAAUCAAAUCCAUAAGCUGCUCCCUGAUUGUCAUUGGGCUCAUAUCUAUUCAGAGGAAAACCCUGCAGACUGUGCUUCACGUGGCUUGUCACCAUCUGAACUUCCUAACCAUAAAUUAUAUUGGAAGGGUCCAGCUUUUUUAAAGAAACCAGUAGUUGAAUGGAAUUUACAUUGGGAAUCUAUGCCAACCAGUCUGUUGCCCGAUAUUCAACAAGUUAAUGUUCAAUCCUUCAACAUUCAAGUCCAGGUUGAAUGGUACAGUGGAUUUUCUUCUUAUAUACAUUUACUUCGUGUUGUUGCUUGGAUAAGACGCUGGGUGCCAAAAGGAAGAAAAGUUAAUGUCAAUGAAACAUUUUUAACAACUACAGAAAUAAAUAAUGCUCUUGUUGCAGUGGUAAAAGAAUCACAAAAUUGUCAAUUUGCUGUACUAGUGCAAGAGCUGUCCAGAGGGAAACCAAUUAGUUCCAGACAUUUGGCUCAAUUGUGUCCAUUUAUUGAUACAGCUGGGAUAGUAAGAGUAGGAGGUCGCCUGCGAAAUGCUAAUUGCUCAUAUGAAAGAAAACAUCCAAUACUCUUGUCCAAGGAUUCUCAUUUAGUGUUAUUGAUUGCUCAACAUUGGCAUUUAUUUGCUUGUCAUGCCGGUUCGCGAUUGCUCACCUCUCUUAUUCAAAAACAAUUUUGGGUUGUAGGUAUUCGUAAGAUUGUAUAUAAAGUUAUAAAAGAUUGCUCUAUCUGUGUAAAAUUAGCUGCUGUAAACCCCCAGCCUCGAAUGGCUGAUCUGCCAACUCCCAGAGUUCAAGGAUGCAGGGUCUUUGCAGAUGUCGGAAUAGACUAUGCUGGUCCAUUACUAAUGAAAGAAUUAAGUUUGAAGAAGGCCAGGGAAUUUAAAGUUUAUAUUGCCUUAUUUAUUUGUAUGUCUACUAAAGCAGUACACUUAGAAGUGGUUUUAGAUUUGUCCACCAAAGCAUUUAUGGCAGCCAUGGAUCGAUUUGUUUCCCGAAGGGGUCUACCAGUCUCGAUCUACUCUGACUGUGGCACAAACUUCAUUGGAGCAGCGAAUCAUCUUCAUCAACUUGUUAAUGACCCGGCUAAUAGAGAUCAGAUCACAAAGAAUAUCCAUUGUAUAUGGCAUUUUAACCCCCCUAGUGCUCCUCACUUUGGUGGUCUCUGGGAGGCAGCUGUAAAAUCUACCAAGUCCUUGUUGGUUAGAACAAUGGGGUCUCAUAUUUGGACGUUAGAGGAAUUCUGUACUCUUCUGUGUCGAGUAGAAGCAGCUCUGAAUUCUAGACCACUCACACCAUUGACUUCAGAUCCAAAUGACUUAGAUUGUCUCACUCCUGGUCAUUUUAUUAUUGGUCAAACAUUAUUAGCAGUGCCUGAGGAGUCAGUGUUGAAUAGUCCAGUUGAUUUGAGAAACCGUUGGAAGCUCUUACAACAAACAUUUCAAUCUUUCUGGAAAAGAUGGUCUUCUGAAUAUUUGAGUACACUCCAAGCUCGUGGAUGUUGGUUAAAAUCUCAAGAAAAUGUAAAAUUGGGUGCAAUGGUGGUACUGAAGGAUAACAGCUUGCCCCCAUUGAAAUGGAGAUUGGGUCGGAUAAGUGAGCUACUACCUGGAAGUGAUGGUGUGGUACGCGUUGUCAGGGUGCUCACCAAGCAGGGAGUAAUUGUUAGGCCAGUAGUUAAAUUAGUUUUAUUACCUACCAAUUAAAUUCGAAAUCUUUAUUUUAAUUUUGAUUUAGCUUAAUUAGCCAGAA